Molecule: messenger RNA, 6575 nt
Organism: Parasteatoda tepidariorum (common house spider)
Lineage: Eukaryota; Metazoa; Arthropoda; Arachnida; Araneae; Theridiidae
Biological process (GO): nucleosome assembly; negative regulation of DNA-templated transcription; regulation of apoptotic process
Cellular component (GO): PML body; nucleus
Molecular function (GO): histone binding; transcription corepressor activity; transcription coactivator activity
Source: RefSeq, a predicted model, not a curated record
CAAUAGCCGUUAAAAAUGAAACAAUACAAUUUAAAGAAAGUUCAAUUCAAUUUUUCAUUAUUUUUAAACUCAACUUAUAUAAUUCUCUUUUUUUUUUUAUUCAAGGAGGAGGUGACACCAAUAGCGGUUAAAACUGAAACAAUAAAAUUGAAGGAAAGUGCUCGGAAAUCCAUAAAUACUAGAAGAGAUAUUGCAGCCAUAAGAAGUUCAGAGUCAUGUGAACCAAGUACUUCUAGAAAUAAUUCUUCUCAUAUUCCAAACAGUAUUCCUAAUCAUGUAAAUUCAACUACGGCCAAAGCAUUCAAUAAAAAAGAAAAAUUCACUGCACGCAAGUCUAUGUAUUCAUCACAUUCACCUCAAAAUAGUUUUUCAGAUAGCAACAAUAGAAAACAAACUCUUGACACAAAAACUAUUGUCUUAACUGAUAAACCAUUUCAGGACACGGAUGUUCAUUCCUUACCUAUUGAAAUACAUGUUACUGAAUCUAAAAGCUCAAAAAAGUUACUUCUUAACAAUAAAGCUGCUACGACUUCAUUAAAUACACCGAAGGACGAAUUACCUUUUGCUAAGUUGAAGGAAAGGGGCAUAAGUAUUAGCUCAAAUGUAAAAAGUGAUAAAAGGAGUUCUAGUGGUGCAAUUACAACAAAUAGUGAUAACAAUACGGGAAAAUUAACCACAAAUGCUCAGUUAAAUUCUAAUAUAUUAAAUGGCGUGUUUGAAAAUCAAACUCUUACAAAUAACGCACAAUGCAAUAAACGCGUGCAUAACUCCACAAAAUUUGAUAAAGAUGUGCCUUUAAGUUGGUCUAAAAAGAGAAAACUCUCUGAAAAUGAUGAAUCUAAACCUAGAUCUGUGCCUGAAUCACGGGUACAUAAAAUAAUAGUUAAAAAUAUUGAAUCUACGGCCGGGAGUCAAUUUAAGUCUGAUUCAUCUAUGUCUAAUGAUUCUAAGCUUGAAAGUCAAACUAAAUCUGAACUGAAUAAGAAAUUAACUACAAAAAAAGAAUCUGUUAGUCAAAGUAAACAUGAAUUGUUUAAGAUUAAACCCAUUUCAACUGAUAUGAAAGCUCAAAGCAAGAGAACCUCAUCAUCAAUCAAUCUGAAUUCUGAAGCAACUGAUAAUGAAUUGAAGGGAAAACUCUCUAAAAAUGAUGAAUCAAAACCUAGAUCUGUACCUGAAUCACUGGAACGUAAAAAAACAGUUAAAAAUAAUGAAUCUUCAGCCGGAAGUCAAUUCAAGACUGACUCAUCUACUAAUAGAAAACUGCCUAUGUGCAAUGAUUCUAAGCUUGAAAGUCAAUCUAUAUCUGAACUCAAUAAGAAAUUAACUACAAAAAAUGAAUCAGUUAGUCAAAGUAUAUGUGAACCAUUUAAGAUUAAACCCAUUUCAACUUAUACGAAAGCUCAAAGCAAGAUACCCUCUUCAUCAGUCAUUCUGAAUUCUGAAACAACUGAAAGGGAGGGCAGAUUUCUUUCAUCCGGACACAUCAUUACUGUGUCAUCCGAUGGAAUUGCGGAAAUCAAAUCUGACAAAGAAUUGGUCUCGCUUGAUGCUGAUGUAAUUUUCUUGGAUGCACCAGAAAAAACUAAUGCUGCAGGUUCAUCUACUGAUCGCAAAUCACCGAUUGCUGGAAAUAAAACUGCUAGUGAAGUAGUCAACAACUCAACAAAGUCUGCCAGUUUUCAAGAUGUUAUACACAUUCUAGCCUCUAAACCUAUACCAGCCUCUGAGAAAGUUGAACAGUAUCUUCUUAGCAAUUCUACACUGACUGAAACAGCCGUGAGACAGCCUAAAGAGGUUACUUCGCCUAAGCUCUCUUUAAAGAGGAAGAGGCAAGAAGAGGGUGAACAGUUGAAUUCCGCCAAGAAAGGUCUCUUUUCAAAUGAAGGGUCAAAAGAGAUUUUGGCAGAGCGACCAAGUCAUAAUGAAGAUCCUACAUCUUCUGCUAAUAAAGAGAAUAAAUCCAUUGCAGUGAACUACUCUGCUAAUAGAGACGCAAAACAUGACAUACCCGGACCUUCUCACGAAACGUGUUCGGUUGAAUCAAACAAGCAAAAGUUUGAAAUGUUGAUGGAUUUUGUGUUGAUGGAGUCGCGCUUAUCGAGUUGGGAAGAAAAAUCGCAAAUGAGACAUAAUUUUUUCAAAUCGUUAGAGAAGGCAUCUGAGCAGUUUAUUUCUAGUCUAGACUUCAGUAAUUUAAUCGAUACUAUAUUUGCAAACAUAAGAAAACAUCCCCAUAAAAUAAGUCAAUUUCUCCUCGAUCUAAGAAUACAAUUGAGAGAAAAUAGAACUCACGACCAGUGUGAAGUCGAAUCACCAUCGAAAAACAAAGUUAUCAAGAAUGUGCCCUCUGGAAAUUCUGUUGUCUCUGAACCUGAUUUUAAGAAACGAGAGACAUUAGAAAUGCCAUCUCGGUCAUUGUCUGAUAAAAAAACUGAAAAAAAUUUCAACGUUCAUAAUCUGAAAAAAUCCGAAUCUAUGAAGUCUGAGAAAAAAGUACGUCUUUCUGCCAUUCCGAUAUUAUCAGCUGAGGAAGCUCAGAAGAAAUUAGAUGAAAAAAUUUCAAAAUUAGAUAAUCAUAUGGAAAAACUACAUAAAAAAUUAAAGAUACUUCAGGCAAAAGAAUUAUCACUGGAUGACCUUAACGAUGAGGACUCUACCUACAUUCUAGAAGACAGAUAUAAAAAGAGGAUACUUGAAAUUCAUAAAACAUGGUGCAGAUUGAAAAAUCAAUCGGCACGCUUAAAGUUUGAAAUGGAAAGAAGAUAUUUUUUUAAAGGAACUAGAUAUCAUGAAAUCAAUCAAGCUGUAGAGAAUUUAAUUAAUAAACGGAAAAAAGUUGAUAAGUUUCCAAGUUAUGUAGACAUCUUCAACCUAGUGAAAGCAACUAAUGAAUCAAUCAAUCUUGGAAUAAAAGAGUCUGAAUAUUCUAGUUUAGCUCGUGAUAUAUUUGAAGAAGUUGGUAAUGAAUUGAAAAAGAGGCGAAGAAAGGACGAAGAGUAUAAUUUUGGUUGUUACUUAACAGAUGAUGUUAAAUUGGAAGAAGAUCCUGCUGAAGGAGAUGAAGAAUUAAAGAUGAAACUAACAAAUAGUGUGAUUCAAGGAGAACAAAAGCUCAAAGAACUUAUUGAAAAAUAUGCUGCACAACAAGAAUCUGUAGGAAGUGAAGAAGAAGCAAACGUAGAAGAGGGAAGUGAACAAGAAGAAGCAAAUGCUGAUGAUGUAAGUGAACAAGAAGAAGCAGACAACGAAAGUGAACAAGAUGAUGCAAAUGACAAAAGGGAACAAGAUGAUGCAAAUGCAGAAUAUGAUGAUGACAACUUGCCAUCCACAAAUCCUGCCACUCCAACUGCUGAAGCUGCUGCAAAAAUGCUGAAGCCAGGUGAACCAACAUCCAUCAUUCAGAAACGCGACAUCAACGUGGUGACUGUAGGUUCCGACUCGGAUGUGUCUACCGAUCCCGGAUUUCAUAUUGAAAAGAACAAUUUUAAUACCACCCUUACUGUAGAUAGUGACAAUUCCUGUGAUCUUCCUCCUAUAGAUAUCCCAUUUUAUUAGGGAUAAUAUGAAAUAUAAUCCCAUUUUGAUGAAAAAAAGUUUUUUAAUAGAUAUUUUCUAUUUUUAUAUAUCUAUUAUUUUUGUAUAUAUAAUGUAAAGUGAAUCAUAAAAGUCAUAUGCUGUUUGUGUAUCAUAUAAUUAUAAAACAAUCUUUGUUGGUGUGAUAAAAUGUUUAUUAAUUUAUUGAAUUAAUUCAUUUAAGUUUGGAUGUUUCAUUUAUAGUUUCUAUGGUAAGUAAUGAUAACUAUUUUAGUGGACAUAUUUUUUAUACUAUUUAAAAAUAUCUCGGGGGUCUGUCCGGGCCAAAUUUACUGCCGUUACCUUCACAAAUUCAACUUUAGGAAAAACAGUAGUUUCACAAAAUACUUUUUAUUAAAAUUUUAUUUUUGUAUCCUGUAAGAAACAAUAAAUUUAUUUUUUUGUGUUGAUUUUUUAAUAUACUUAGCUGCCAACUCUACUGGAUUUUGCCAGUUUGUCCUGGUUUAAUAAAAAUUCUCCUGGUUUUUAUGCAUUUUAGAAAAUUCGCUAACAUUAAGUAGUUUCAUUUAAAAAAAAAUCCCUAUUGAGAUUAUUGCUUGCUUGAAUAUUUAAUUGUCACUAAUAAAGCGAGCCUCAUUAACAAAAUUCAGUUACUUAUCUUUGAAUUAAAUUACUAUUCAAAAUUAUGUACAAACAUAAUGCAUUACAUUUGAAGACCAUCUAAUGUGAAAUCAUAACUGGAAAAUAUUGCAGUUUUUCUAUUUCUAUAAAAUUCCCUUUGUGCAAAAUAUUUAGUAUAUUUUGCAACAAUUCUCAUGAAAUUUAUAUUAUUUCGUAAAAUCUAUUGGAUUUCAUUCUAUCUGUGUUGGCAGUUAUGAAUAUAAUUUUUAAUUUUCAGAAAAACCUAGACAGACCCCUGUAUCUAUAUUCAAUGUCACUAUAAUUAUUAUGUGCCGUUAACCAAGGUUAAUUUGAACAACCUUUUUCGUAAUUUCACUAACGUAUUUAAUAAAAAAUAUAACAAUAUCCUUAAUUCAGUUUUCACCAAUUAACUAAGUAUAAAGAAAUCAACUGUGCAAUUUGUUUGCAUAAUUUCCCCCCUUUUAUAUUUUUUGCUAUUUAUAAAAUUUUGGUCCUAAGUAGGAGAUACUUUUUCAGGUUACUUUUGCUCAAGGUCUCUUUCGACUUAUUUUAUUAAAAUUCGCACAUAAAUUUGCUAAUAAAAUGUCCCUACAUUAUCAGCAAUAUGUAUAUAUAUGCAUGUAUGUGAGUGUUAAUAAAAGAAAAGAAAAAAAAUUAUAAUAAUAAAAUCUUAUAAAAUUUUUUACAAAAAUAUUUAAGAAUUUUAUUAAUGUUUCUAACUUACCCCUUGCCUCUCUGAGUGCAUGACCUGCCUUAUAAUACUUCUGCUGGUAUAUAUAUUUACUAUUAAAAAUUAUGACAUAGUUGAGUUUUUACGAGUCACAAAUAUUGCUGUUUAUUUAAAUUUUCAUUCGUUAAUAUAGCAAUGUUUUUGUAUAAUGUCUAGCAUUCCCUACCUGUGGAAUACUAAAAUUUACUGGAUUCUUUUAUCUUUCUUGUAUUCACGUUAUGAAAACAUUGCAAUUGCUUUAUUUUUUUUACUUUUGUUAUGUUGUAACAUCCCCAUCCAUUGUCAAGGUUUUCUGUUAAAAAUGUUCAAAUUCUUGUGUAUUUAUUUCAGCGUGAUAUUUUAAUAUCAUAUAUGGCUGCAGACCAAAUUAUUUAAAAAAAUUUUUAAUGUUUUUAAUUGAAAAAAACUUAUGCUUAUAAUUUACAUGAUUAGUGAAACAUUUUUUGACUAGCCAAAAUGUAUAGAGUGUUUAUUUAUUAAAAGGACGCCAUACUGUGAAAGAAAAUUUUUAUCGCAAAUUUUCUUUCUCCUUCAUUACUAGUUUAAAGUGAAGAAAAAGCAAGUUCAGGCAAACCUAGAGUAAGUCAUGAUGUUUCAAUUGCUGAAAAAAAUACUUCAAAAUAUUAAGAUGCAAACAAAUUAUUACAAGAUAACUCCAUUGCGUAAUACUAAGCUAUUAUCUCGUAAUUUAUUUUCAUCUGUAUAUUUUAAAAUUUUCUCUUCAGUAUUUGCACUAGUAUUUAAUACUUCAUGGCUUACUCUACGCUUGUCUGAACUCACUUUUUCUAUACUUUAAAUUUUAUGUUAUUAAUGUAAGAGAAUUUGCGGCCCAAAUUUUCUUCUGCGGUAUGGAGUCCUCUCAAGCCACCAGAACUGUAUCAAAUGUGUUUUUAAAUCUUGAGUAAUUUGUUGGAUACCACAAAUGUUUACCUUUAAUUAUUCAAAAAUUGAAUAUUUCUUUAGUUUCAAUUUCUGAUCAUUGUUCUUCUCAAUUGUGUUCCUUUUUCUAAUCUUGAAAACUAUAUUAUCUUUACUGUCGCAGGUAUAAGCUUUGACUUAAAUGAAUAACUCCAAAACUGUAGCAAAAAGAAUUCUAUUUGCAAGAACAUUUAUGAAAACAUUAUUUAUUUUCUCCGCAUAUUGGUUAUUCCCAUUUUGUCCCGAUUAUGAUAAUUUUUGCACUCAAAUCAUUGUUGAUUUAAAUAAGAAUUUUAAUAUGGAAUGAUAAAAGUUGUAUUUUUUUUAAGUGGAUAAAAGAGAUAAGAGUUUAAUUUAUACAGAAGGAAAUACUUGUAUAUUGAACCUUUUUGUGUUCAUAAACUAUUUAUUGUUUUUUAAUAAAAUAAAAUAAUCUAUGAUUUGCUGAAAAGCAUUCUGUUCAGAAACUGAAAUUUUUAUGUGUAUUAAUCUGAAAAGGUUGUUAAAAAAAAAAAACUGCUUAAUAUUUGAAUUGGCUAUUGUUAAUAUAUCAAAAUAUAUGCUACAGUGCUUGAAGUUCUAGAAUUUUUCAAUUUUCAUUUAUAAUUCAUAUUAAAUUUUAUUUGUUUCAAUUUACAAUUUAUGAAAGAAUAGUUUUAAUUAUUUUAAACCUUUUAUAAAGAUACUAUGCAAUUAAAUACUAUGAUACUGUUACUACAAAAUUCCAAAUAAAGGGACACCAUUAUUA